GCGUUGCUGAUGAAAUUAAAACCUACAUUAAGGAGAAUUUAGCAUAUUCAGCACCUGAGUUGUAUAAACAAAUCGUUCUUGAAAAGAUAAAUGGCUAUGAAUUCUUCACUAUUGAUCAAGCAUAUUAUUGGUGGGCAUAUCAUGCUGUUACAAAAUAUAAAAGAGCAAAUCAUCAACUUCAGUCAGCAAAACUGUUAUUAAAUGAAAAAAAUUACAAAAUUAUUUUAGAAGUAGAUAAUCCGAUAGAAGCAUUUGCAUUCGUAACACCAUUUAUUACUGAUUUGCCUAAAAUAGCUUUUGAAAUUUUA
Racocetra persica is the source of this 308-nucleotide messenger RNA. NCBI's taxonomy places the organism in Eukaryota, Fungi, Glomeromycota, Glomeromycetes, Diversisporales, Gigasporaceae. The record is from the annotation of a GenBank genome assembly.